Molecule: messenger RNA, 1206 nt
Organism: Dictyostelium discoideum AX4
Lineage: Eukaryota; Evosea; Eumycetozoa; Dictyosteliales; Dictyosteliaceae
Gene: zntC
Product: zinc/iron permease
Exons: 1
Coding region: 1-1206 (401 amino acids)
Biological process (GO): transmembrane transport; metal ion transport
Cellular component (GO): membrane
Molecular function (GO): metal ion transmembrane transporter activity
Source: RefSeq, a predicted model, not a curated record
AUGGAUAUAGUAAAUGAUUUAGUAUCAUCAAUAUCAUCAAUAUCAUCAGAAGCAGCAGAAGAAGAAGCAAUAAGAGAUGAAUUAAGAAAUGAUAAAGGUGGUUUAAUAGCAGGUAUUUUCGUAUUAACACUAACAGCAUCAUUUGUGCCAUGGUUUUUAACAAAAGCAAAGAUUACAAAUUUAGUUUCAGUUGUUUCAAUUUUAACAUGUUUAUCAGCAGGUGUUAUCAUUGGUGCUGGUUUUAAUCAUAUCUUACCAGAUGCAGCGGAAGAAUUUCAAUCAUAUGUAGAGGCAGUGGCACCAGAUAAUAAAUAUGGUGAUUUCCCAUUCGCUCAUACAAUUACAAUUGUAACAAUGUUUGCAUUAAUUUGUGUUGAUAAAAUUUUAGUUAGUGGUGGUCUAGAUGGUGAAGCCGACCACAAUCACAUGGACUUAAGUCAACAUAACCAUCCAAGUCCACAUGCUGCUGGUGAAAUUGAUUUAAAUAUUUAUACAAAUGGUGACGACGACGACGAUGAUGUAAAUGAAGAUCAAGAAGAGGAUAGCACAAAAGAUGAUGAAAAAGAACAUGGUCAUGGUCAUGGUCAUGGACAUGGUCAUAAUAGUAGUAAUAGUAGUAGUAAUGGUCAUGGACAUGGUUUAAAAAAAAAGAAAAAAUCAAAAAAAGAGCAUGGUCAUGGUCAUAAUCAUGAUCAUAGUUCAAAUGGACAUAGUCAUAAGGAUGAGAAGGAUAGUGAGAAAGUAAAUGUUUCAAGUAAAAGUAAAGCAUGGGUAUUCUUAGUUGCCCUAUCACUUCAUUCAAUAUUUGAUGGAUUAGGAUUAGGAUCAGAGACACAAAAAGAUAGUUUCUAUGGUUUAUUAAUCGCAGUUUUAGCACACAAAUUUUUGGAUGGAUUGGUAUUAGGUAUUGCAAUUAAAUAUGCUUAUUUCUCUUUCAAAUUCAGUUGUAUUGCAUUGGUAUUCGCAGCAGCUAUGACACCAUUAGGUAUUGGUAUUGGUAUGGCUAUAUCAAGUGCCUAUGAAUCAAGUACUGAUGCCUAUUUAGUUAAAGGUAUCAUUCUAUCAAUUACAUGUGGUUCUUUUAUUUAUAUCUCUCUCAUUGAAUUAUUACCAUCUGGACUUUGUCAAAAAGGUUGGCCAAAAUUAAAAUUGGCCGUUGCUUUCCUUGGUUAUUCCGUUAUGGCAAUUCUAGCUCUUUGGGUUUAA